Euleptes europaea (tarantolino) is the source of this 3765-nucleotide messenger RNA. RefSeq names its product RPGR interacting protein 1 (gene RPGRIP1). The transcript is spliced from 25 exons. Gene Ontology annotation, molecular function: thromboxane A2 receptor binding. The record is from RefSeq and is a predicted model, not a curated record. Gene Ontology annotation, biological process: retinal rod cell development; non-motile cilium assembly. Bases 1 to 3765 code for a protein of 1254 amino acids. NCBI's taxonomy places the organism in Eukaryota, Metazoa, Chordata, Lepidosauria, Squamata, Sphaerodactylidae. Gene Ontology annotation, cellular component: photoreceptor connecting cilium.
AUGUCGCUGCUUUUGCUGGAUGAGACUGCACCGGACAUCCCGGUCCAGGAUGCCGGCCAGAAGCCCUCAGUGAUAGCAGCCAUACAAGACUCAUUGUCCUCUUCUCGCUUUCUCGUCAAAGCCCCUCCUUCGAAGGCCUCCACCAAAGCGUCCACGUCUCUGGCAAGGACUCGGCGUCAGAUAAGCCGGGUGAGCCGGACAGAGCUGGAAGAUGGGUUUCUGCGACUUCAUGACGAAAACCUACUGCUCAAGGAGUUUGCCCGGAAGCAGGAGGACAGGAUUAAGAGGAUGGGCACCACACUGUCCAGACUCAACCACGGGAGAGCCCAAGCUGACGGGAACCGGAACUGUGGUCGGAACCUGGACCUGGAGGAGGACCUGGAGGACACACAGGAACGGGUCUGGGAGCUCGAGAGGCGCAACGAAGGGCUGAGGAACCGCCUGCACUUCUACAAGCAGCAGCUGCAGCUGCAGAACUGCGGCCGCCACUGCCCCUACGCCUAUGUCCCUCCCCGGGUCGACACGGGACUCAGGCGGGGGCACACGACCGCCGGGCGAGCGCCCGAGAGACUCCGCAAAGGCAUGAGGGUGCAAGGACCAGAAGUCCGGCCGACCCACACAGCCCCUCCCAGAUAUGGGGAUCGCGUACCGGAGGGAUCCCGAGCAGAGACACUAGCGCACAGCUUGGUGCUGGCCGAGCUGGAACCGGACUCUGAAACGCCGAGUUCCCUGCAGGGCAGGGAGACCGAUCCAGAAAGCAGCCAGACUCAGCAGCGCCGCCACGAGGCCCAUGCUCGCCGAACUGCAAUCCAAGACAACGUGGAGCUGAUCCGCCUGCAGAAGCUGCUGAAGGCGAAGAAUUCAGAACUGGCGACUGCCAAAGCCCAGUUCACAGGCCUGCAGGAAACUUAUGAGACUCAUUUCCACCAGAACCAAGAGACCCUGAGGACAGCCAACGAGGCGUUGCUGGCUCAGGUUGAAGAGCUGAACGGCCGACUCAAGGAAGAGACCCAGAAGGCGAUGGCCCUGGAGAGCCAACUGGAGAGCCUUUUGCCAUUGCAGAGGACACUAGAAGAGUUUCAGGAGAGAGUCCAGGACCUGCAGAAGGAAAGAGACUUGCUGAAGGAAGAUUAUGACAAACUGCUGGAGAGCUGCAUCAGUGCUGCCCAGCAAAACCGGGAUGAGGUACCCCAGAGGGACAACAUUCCUCCUUUGGAAGAACAGCUUAGCUGGGUGGUGGUGGAGAAGCAGCAGCUGCAGGAACAGCUGGAAGAGGAAAGAGCUCGGAACAAGGAACUGAAGGAGGAGGUGAUUCAGCUGCUGAAUCGGGCACAGGACUCCAAGGACGUCAAGGAAGUCGACUCCUCAGAGGAGAAGGGGGCCAUCUUGGAAAACCAAAGUGCGGGGCAAGAGCCUCAAUCCAAUCCUGCCCAGGUCCCGUACAUGGAGAUUCUGUCGAUAGAGACAACGCAGCAGGAUGAGGCCCAACGAAGCCUAAAGCGCCGGCUCCAUGAAACAGAGGCUGCCCACGCAGAGACGAUACUGGAGUUAGAGAAGACCCGUGACAUGCUCAUCUUGCAGCACCGCAUCAACCGGGACUACCAGGCGGAGCUGGACGCGGCGGCGCUACGGGCUGAGCGGGAGAAGAAGGACCACGAGGAGAAAGAGCAGCGCAUGGCCCGGCUCCUGGACCUGCGUAGUGCUCGCAUUCGCCAACUGGAAGGACAGUUGAAGGACGUGGCCUAUGGGACCCGGGCGCUCCCAUUCCUACCCACUGAGGGUGACGCGGCCACAGAAGCCGGCCCUGACGGGGCGUGCCCACGUCUGCAGCGUGGUGAGAACCUCUUUGAGCUCCACGUCUCCGGCGCAGUGCUCUCGGCCGACUUGCUCCGUCUGCUGGGGGACCCGGAGCCUACCACCUUUUGCACGUAUGCCUUCUACGACUUCGAGACCCACUGCUCGCCCUUGGCGCGAGGCCCGCGGCCCCAGUAUGACUUCACGUCCCAGUACGUGGUGCGGGCGGAGCCCUUGUUCCUGCAGUACUUGCACGGGGCCGCUGCCCGCCUCGACCUCCACCUCGCUUCAGCCGUCGACCACACCACCCUGGCUUCUUGCUGGUUGCGUUUUGGGGAAGCGCUGGGGAGCGGGGAACAGGUGCACGCCACGGCUGUGCUUCAAGGUCCCAGUGGCGAGGACUACGGACUUUUGGAGUACUGGAUGAGGCUGCGCUUUCCUAUCGAGCAGACCCUGAGGCUGCACUGCCAGCGGACCAAAGCCUUGGGCUACCUGUCUGCGGGAGUGCCCCGGGCUCCCGUCGCUCAAGAGGGGGUGCUGGGCCCAGGUUGGAACGAGUUCACUGUGCGGAUCGAGGGCUGUGCCCGCCUGCGCAGCCGCUGGCUCGGCUCCCAACCCAGCCCCUAUGCCAUGUACCAGUUCUUCACUUUCCCGGAUCACGACACCGCCAUCGUCCCUUCCAGCAGCAACCCCCACUUCGGAGACCUGCGCUCCUUCCCUUUGCGGGUCACGCCGGAGCUGCACCAUUACUUGCUCCGGGAGAGCCUGCGGGUGUACGUGUUUGACGACGAAGACAUAGAGCCAGGGAAUUUCUUGGGCAAAGCCCAGAUCCCGCUGCUGCCGCUAGCGCAUGGACGCAGUGUCGCAGGAGACUUUGUGCUCACAGACCCAACCGGGAAGCCCAGCGGGUCUAUCAGCCUGAGCCUGGAGUGGAAGCUUCUUUAUGAAGCCCCUGAGGAAUUCCUCCGGCAGGCGUCCUGGGAUCGGGAGGCCCAUCACCGGUCUUUGGAGCUGCAAAUCGAGAAGGAGCAAGCCACGCUGCAGAGCCAGCACCAGAGGAAGAAGCCGCGUCUCAGCCUGCCGGAGCCUGACAGACACCUUCAGAAAUCCGCCGAACCAGACGACGGAACCAGGGGAGCAGCUCAGUUGAGUUCAGCAUUCGAGUGCAGAAGACGUGGAAGAAAGGAGGCCGUGGAUGGCACCAUCCGGCAGGUAGCACUGGAAAAGCUUAAAGAGGAGGCAGGGGAACGACCGGCUGUGGCAGAGGAGGGCUGGCCUGCAAGACUCCAAGAGUCAGAAGCCGAAUUGAGCGCACCCGCGGAAGCAGCCGCGCCAAAGGAUGCUGCCUCUGAGGAACUGGACAGCAUCAGUGACGCCCCAACCACGGAGAGUGACGAAGUGGUUGUGGCCCCACGCAUGUCGCGGGAGCCUCUGGAGCUGCGAUUUUUAGACAGGAUUCGUGUGGAGGUGGUGUCUCUGAGCUUACACCCGGACAGCGAACCAGUUGCUAAUGAGGGCAUCCAGCAACUCUAUGUGGAGUACCGAUUCCCGGGAGUUCUACUGGCAGAAACGGAGACCCCCUUCUCAUUACGGAAGCCCCUCGGAGGCCAGGAGAUCUACUUCCACUUCAGUAAGGUUAUUAAACUGGAUCUGGACCCAGCCAGCAUUCAGAGGCAGCUGCUGUUUGCCAUGCUGGUGGCGGAGGAACCGCGGCAUAGCCAGCUGCAGUUCGUAGUGGUGAGCGAACCUCUGCCCGGGGCUGGUGGAGAGUGUGAUGACGUGGGCUUUGCCUAUCUGGACCUGCGGGAGAUCCUUCUGACAGGAAGUGAUGUAGCCGUGCAAAACCUGCAAGUCCUCAGCUCCCUUGACCCCGACGUCAUUAUUGGCCUGCUGAAAGUCUCCGUAGAGGCAGCGGCUGCCCUGCGCCUCGUCUACUGGGCAGGCAAAAGAAUGAGCAACAAGGGGGUGUGA